AUGAAUACAGCUAUACAAUUAUAUGAACGUAGUUUAACAGCUAUUAAUACACCUAUACCUCGUAUAGUAAAAGAAGAUGAUGUGGUGAUAUGUGUAUCGCAUUCUGGCUUAAGUAAAAUGGAUGUUCGAGUCAUUCGAGGAGACAUCAAGAUCACCAAACCAGUGAUCGCUGGACGCCAACUCAGUGGUACUGUCUAUGCAUGCGGUAGCAACGUCCAACAUAUUAAACUUGGCGAUCGAGUGGUAGUCAAUCCAAGAAGCCCUCCUAAAUACAUGGAUCGUUAUUGCUGGAGAAAUCAAUCCCAUAUGUCCGAGGAAUGUAGUAUUUAUAAUGAUAUUGGUAUAGCUAAGAAUGGUGGUUGGUCAGAAUAUUGUCGUAUAUCAGCGAAUCAGGUCUAUCUUUUACCGCCUGAAGUACCUGAAAAUGUUGCACCCUUAUGCGAUUCUCUCAGUUCCGUCAUUCACACGUGGAAUAAAUUGGAUAAUGUUCCUUGUGAUGCCAGGAUUUUAGUUUGUGGAGCAGGAAUGUCUGGAUUACUGUGGAUUUCAUAUCUUCAUUUUCGAGGCUUCCGUGAAAUAGUGGUCUGUGAGCCAGUUGAAAUACGACGUAGGGUUGCAGCUGCUUUAGACUUAGGGUAUGAAGUAGUCCAUCCGACAAAACUUGAUAUUUAUGGACGUGACGACAAAUUAGCAUUUGAUGUUCUUAUCGAUACAUCAGGAGACGGAGAUGCAAUCCAAGACGCUUUAGUAACGUUGCGUAAAGGUGGAAAAUUGAUUAUUUUCAAUUAUGGGCUAGUUAAUACUGAGAUCAAAAUUAAUCCUUAUAAUAUCGUCGCCAAAGAAUUAACUAUUAUUGGCUCAUCCGGCAAUCCCCUAACUUUUGCACAAGCUGUAGCUGUAGCGAGAGAUAUGGCCAAUUCUUAUCUCAAUGUAGAGAAACUUGGAAUUCGAGUUUACAAAUUGAGAGAUUAUAACUUAGCUUUAACCUCAUUGUUACGAAUGGAAAUUACCCAAGCCAUUUUUUCCGUUUCACACUUUGUAAUAUAG
This is a messenger RNA of Trichoplax adhaerens, 1047 nucleotides long. RefSeq lists its product as uncharacterized. The transcript is spliced from 4 exons. Lineage: Eukaryota; Metazoa; Placozoa; Uniplacotomia; Trichoplacea; Trichoplacidae. The coding region runs from base 1 to 1047 and encodes 348 amino acids. The record is from RefSeq and is a predicted model, not a curated record.